Molecule: messenger RNA, 291 nt
Organism: Penicillium chermesinum
Lineage: Eukaryota; Fungi; Ascomycota; Eurotiomycetes; Eurotiales; Aspergillaceae
Exons: 3
Coding region: 1-291 (96 amino acids)
Source: RefSeq, a predicted model, not a curated record
AUGUCCCAGUACGCCCUCUCCGGUGCCAACAAACCUCACGCUCCCCAGCCUGCUACCCCGAGCUUCAAGCCGAGGUAUGGCCGGUUUUACGUGCCUCUCGUCGCCGCCAUCGGUCUCGGAGUCGUUGGCUACAACUACUACAACCAAGCGAAGUCCCAGCGCGAAACCAUGAUCUACGAAGAAGAGAAGCGUCUCGCCGAGUACCAGCAACUCAUGGAUGCAUAUGGUCGGAAAGAGAGCCUCGAGGACAUGCAGCAGGCUUUUGACGCAUACCGCUCUCGGACACAUUAA